Messenger RNA from Xylona heveae TC161, 1210 nucleotides. Its product is annotated as 40S ribosomal protein S8e. The transcript has 3 exons. NCBI's taxonomy places the organism in Eukaryota, Fungi, Ascomycota, Xylonomycetes, Xylonales, Xylonaceae. Gene Ontology annotation, molecular function: structural constituent of ribosome. Gene Ontology annotation, cellular component: cytosolic small ribosomal subunit; ribosome. The record is from RefSeq and is a predicted model, not a curated record. The coding region runs from base 433 to 1035 and encodes 200 amino acids. Gene Ontology annotation, biological process: translation; maturation of SSU-rRNA from tricistronic rRNA transcript (SSU-rRNA, 5.8S rRNA, LSU-rRNA).
UCGACACCCCACGGACAAUUCGCUCGGUGAAGAAACUACAUCAGUUAGGUUAGUGAAGCAUUUCGUGCUGCUGCUAUCUCAAAUGUUUCGGGUUGCAAAAUUGGAUGCUCUCUCGACGUACGGACCGACUACGACCGGCAGACACGAUCACGGCUAGAUGGACAGAGGUUGAGAUGCGGCACAUGUAUGGGGAUAUGCGAUAAAAAGUCAGAAACACGACAGCGGAGGAUAGUCGAUCAUAAUUCUACAGCCAGAUCAUCGCUGCUUUGCGUGGUUACUUGCAAUUCCGACUUUCGAACGACGACGUCGAGAGCUCUAAUCAGCGAUUCGUGACAUUGGACGGGAUCUUUCGCGACAGCACCUCAUUCAUCCCUAUCAGGAAUGUCCUGGCUGACAGAAGAUUUUGAACAGUAAUCUUCAUCAGACGCAAAGAUGGGUAUCUCUCGUGAUUCCCGCCACAAGCGCUCCGCUACCGGUGCGAAGAGGGCCACCUACCGCAAGAAGAGAGCCUUCGAGAAGGGCCGUCAGCCCUCCAACACCCGUAUCGGUACCAAGCGUAUCCACCUUGUCCGCACCCGCGGUGGCAACCAGAAGCACCGUGGUCUCCGUCUCGACUCUGGCAACUUCUCAUGGGGAUCUGAGGGUGUCGCCCGCAAGACCCGUGUGAUCGUUGUGUCCUUCCACCCUUCGAACAACGAGCUGGUCCGUACCAACACUCUUACCAAGUCUGCCGUUGUCCAGAUCGAUGCCGCUCCCUUCAGACAGUGGUACGAGUCCCACUACGGACAGCCCAUCGGCCGGAGACGGCAAGCUAAGGGUGAGGCUGCCGAGGAGAAGAAGAGCAAGAGCGUCGAGAAGAAGCAGGAGGCUCGUUUCGGCGCUUCCGGCAAGGUUGACCCCUCGAUCGAGAGACAGUUCGAGGCUGGCCGUCUCUACGCUGUCAUCUCGUCGCGACCUGGCCAGUCUGGCCGCGUCGACGGCUACAUCCUCGAGGGUGAGGAGCUUGCUUUCUACCAGCGUGCCAUCCGGAAGUAAAAAGGUGCUUUAGGCUUUGGACGGUGGCGUUGCGAGCAAAAGGAGAGAGGAUUGACGAUACCGUUGCUCGAUUGACGGGUUCGCGACAUGUGUAGGCGAACUCGACGGGCUGCGGAGGGAAAACUAUCUUUCAGCAGGGUGCUGCCUACGUCGACUGUAUUCCGCUGCUAGGGUG